AUGUGCAUCCCUGAGACCGAGGUGUGCGAUGGGAAACCUCAGUGUCGGGAUCAGUCUGACGAAAGGGACUGCUGGAAACAAACUAAGAGCUGUGAGCACCGCUGUGCUGAUGCAAAACGCUGCAUCCCAAAGAAAUUCAUCUGUGAUGGAGAGCAAGACUGCCUGGAUGGCUCGGAUGAAGUAGACUGUGACUUCAGUCUAGCCACAACAGUGUUUCCCCUCAUCACCUCCCCACCAACUUGCUUCACUCCUUCAGUUCUGUGCCCAGCUUCAUCAAAGUGUGUCUCUCAGAAUCAACUCUGUGAUGGCAAAAAAGACUGUCCUGAUGGGUUUGAUGAAAAGGACUGUGUGGUUCGAUGUGAAAACCCAAAUGACUUCCUGUGCAGCGAUCAGAGGAAGUGCAUCCCAAGAACUCAAGUAUGUGAUGGCCGUGCCCACUGUCCUGAUGGAUCUGAUGAGAUUCAGUGUCAUUCAGGCACUUCUGUCACUACACCCAAUCCAAGAUCUGGCCCUUUGAAGUGCCGCACAGGUUUCAAGCUGUGUAGAAAUGGCCUAGAGUGUGUGAUGUACAGCCAUGUGUGCGAUGGUGAGAUGGACUGCAAAGAUGGAUCCGAUGAAGAGGGAUGCGAGAGUCGCUGCAAAUCAGGUGAAUUCCAGUGUUCUCACGGGAAGAAAUGCAUCCCACAAGAACAGGUCUGUGAUGGACGGAGUGACUGUCAGGAUGGAUCUGAUGAAAAGAGCUGUCCAGUGUCGAGCGAGGGCUGCGAUCAUCGCUGUGACAACAACACUCGCUGUGUGCCGCAGACCUUCCUGUGUGAUGGCGAGAAGGACUGUGCUGAUGGAUCAGAUGAAGGAAACUGUGGUUCGGUAGCCUGUGCAAAUAAUCAGUACCGCUGUGCGAGUGGGCAGUGCGUGUCCGAGGCUUUUAAAUGUGAUGGAUACCCUGACUGCAAAGACCAUUCGGAUGAGAUGAACUGUCCACGACCCCCACGCUGCCCAGCAGAGCUCCGGUGCCCAAACAGCCAUGAAUGUUUGCAGAGAGAGUGGCUCUGUGAUGGAGAAGAGGACUGCAAAGAUGGCUCGGAUGAAAAGAACUGCAACAGCGCUCCAGCAAAGUGCAGGAAGUACCAGUUUCAGUGUGGAGACAGCAGUCAGUGCGUCCCUCUGUCCUGGAGAUGUGAUGGGAAGAAGGACUGCUCCAAUGGCUUCGAUGAGGACAACUGCAGCCUAAGAAUUUGUCCCUUCCACCUUUACCAGUGUGGCACUAAAGAGUGUUUGGAGCCCAAGAUGGUGUGUAAUGGUUUCACAAACUGUGCUGAUGGCUCGGAUGAAGGUGUGGGAUGUGCUCAACGCAACUGCUCCAGUCCUUCAGCUCCUCUGUGCGAUCACAGCUGUGUCAGCACCCCAAAUGGACCGAGGUGCUUCUGUGGUGCUGGUUACAAGCUACAGUCCAUCUCAAAGUCCUGUGUGGACGUCGAUGAGUGCAAUUCAACACCAGGAGCUUCAUGCAAACAGAUUUGUCAGAAUACACGAGGGUCCUACAGCUGUCAGUGCCACCCUGGGUUCUACCUCGAGCCUGAUGGCAAAAGCUGCAAAUCGAAAGGUGAGCCUUUGCUGCUUGCAUCCGUGCAAUCCGAGCUCUUGAUCCUGGGGAUCCAUAGCAACAAUCUGCAGCUCCUCUCCUUGGCCAACCGACCAGUCUUCUCCCUGGAUUAUGACAUGGCUCAGCAGAGAGUAUACUGGCUGAGUCCAGAGUACCAGAGUGUCCGCUGGGCUGACAUGAAAACGUCCAACAAAGGGACACUGAUUAAGGGUAUUAAGUCUGAUUCCAUCGCAGUGGACUGGGUUGGUAAGAACCUGUACUGGGUGGAUGGACUAGUUGGUCAGAUUCUGGCAGUGAAGCUGAGCAACACCACAAUGAGAUCUCAGGACUUCACUGUGGUGCUUGGCGAAAACCUGGAGCAGCUAAGCUCACUUAUCCUGCUGCCAAAUAAAGGGUUGAUGCUGUGGUCGGAGAUCGGCAGCAUCCCACAGAUUGAGCGAGCUGGGAUGGAUGGUUCACAGAGGAAAGUGGUGGUCAGUCGCGACCUGAUCUGGCCUGUCGGUUUGGCCUACGACUUCAUGGAUGACAGGGUUUAUUGGGCUGAUGAGAAGCUGCACUGCAUUGGCUCUGCCUCUUUGGAUGGUUACAACAUCAAGAUCCUCCAGUUGGCUGAAACUCCAAGCCCUUUUUCAGUGGCAGUCUUCAAUGAUCGUGUGUUCUGGUCAGACACGAAGAGAAGAACCGUUCGCUCGGCUGAAAAGAGAACUGGCAAAAAUCAGAAAGUUCUUUUGAAGAAACCUGGGCAGCCAUUUGGAUUGAAACUGAUGCACACCCUCUCCCAGCCAGUGGUGUUAAACCCCUGUGAGCAAAUGCGUUGCUCCCAUCUCUGCCUUUUGGCUCCAGGAAUCUCUGCAGUUUGUCGAUGCCCAAAAGGGCUGCUCCUUUCGCAGGACAAAAUCACCUGCUCUCUGCCCAAAGAGUCUUCUUUCAUCUUGCUCCUGUCCCAUGACACAGUCAAUCAGGUUUACUUGCGCUCGAUGAGUCGUGAUGGGAUUGCACUGAAAAAGAUGCCUAAUGGCCGAGCCUUUGCCCUUCCUGGAAUAAAAGGGGCUGUGAGCCUGGACUUUUCCAUUUCAGAACUACUUCUCUAUGUGGCCAAUUCAAAACCUGGAUCUGUGGAUGUGCUGAGGCUCAGCAGGUCCAGGUCAAGUCCAAAACUUGUACUUGCAGGAAAAAUUGUAAAGCUGCAGGAGGAGGAUUCAGUCACAGCUUUAGCAGUUGACUGGGUAACCUCCAACCUCUACUGGUGCAGCAAAGAGAAACCGAACAUCCACGUGACAUCACAUUCUGAUGGCUACACCACCUCACUGCUGCAGGGAUCUUUGGUGGUAAAACUUUAUUAA
Messenger RNA from Nematolebias whitei (Rio pearlfish), 2946 nucleotides. RefSeq names its product very low-density lipoprotein receptor-like. NCBI's taxonomy places the organism in Eukaryota, Metazoa, Chordata, Actinopteri, Cyprinodontiformes, Rivulidae. The transcript has 16 exons. Gene Ontology annotation, molecular function: calcium ion binding; protein binding. The record is from RefSeq and is a predicted model, not a curated record. Bases 1 to 2946 code for a protein of 981 amino acids.